AUGGCUCAGGUCUCGAUGCAAUCCAUGUCGCCGGAUGAGCCACUUGCAGACAAUAAUGCAGCGCUGAUGUAUACAUCCCCAGAGAGCCAGCAUUCUUCUGAGAGAAGUCCGCUCUCGAACUUUGGCUUCUUGAAGAACCUCGGCCUUGAUAAGAAGCAAACAAAAGGUAUGCGAGGCUCGACAAACUCUGCAGCAAACCUCUUUGUCUCUUACGCAGAAGCAGAUGGAGCAGCCCCAAAACGACGCGGGCCCAAGCCUGACAGCAAACCUGCCUUGACUCGUAGACAGGAACUAAACAGACAGGCCCAAAGGUAUGCCUCGAUGAUGCUCGAAAUGUACAUCAAGGCUCUCGAACACGAAGUCCUUCGUCUCAAGGAACUCUACGGAUCUAGCGUCUCCGAUCGUGACGCUGUUGUCAGUGAGAACAAGCGUCUCAAGGAACUCCUUCUAGCCCACGGCAUCCCACUCGACAGCCUGCAAUCACUUCCGGCUAUGCGCGGCAUGCCUGCUUCGUACAACGGCAGCUCUAGCGGCAGCAUUUCUGGCAGCUAUCGUCAAGAUUCCAGCACUGCCGGCUUCAGUCCUCCUCCCCUCCGCUCUCAGGAUUCCAAGCCCAUGGCUAGCGCCGGUCAAUUGCCCACGCAGCGUCUGGAUUACGAUCAGAUUGGCAUUGAUUUUGUUUUGACGUACGACUCCCAAGGCCAGCCUCUGAACAGGGCAGCUUAUCCCUCACCCCCGCCGAAUCAAUAA
Messenger RNA from Aureobasidium uvarum, 750 nucleotides. The record is from the annotation of a GenBank genome assembly. Lineage: Eukaryota; Fungi; Ascomycota; Dothideomycetes; Dothideales; Saccotheciaceae.